AAAAGGUCACCCACCCGACCAGCCAUUGCUUUGUGUCAUCGCUUAAUCUGCUUCCUCGCUUCGUCUCUCUGAAUUUCAUCCCCUUUCAGCUAUAGAAGCCAAGCCAUGCCUCAUCUCUGGACCCCUCACAACCAGUGUAUAGAUGAGAAUAAGCAUAAGCCAAUGUGCACCAAAUAUGGAUUUCGAUCAGCAAUGGCGGAAGGCAACACGCAGGUUAUAAGGAAAUACGAGGAGAUCAUCAGAAUCUUAAUGCAGCAGCUAAAAACUGUUUGCCAAGAAAGAGAUGAAGCAAGGCAUCACAUUCAAGUCCUACUAAGAAAAUUGCAGCCAUGUAUUCCACGGGACACGAGCAAGAAAUCAUCAAUGAGCACGAAGCAAUGUUCAAAUAUGAACCAUGAGUCGGUCAUCACUUCUCAUUGUGAUUUAUCUCUGGCCAGUGACAGAACAAAGGAGUCAUCAGAUUAUGUUGGUCUAUCUAGAGACAUUAAUUUGGUUGAUAGUCUGGUUUGUGGCAAACCUUUACCUCAGAAAGGUAGAUUGCUACGAACUGUGACAGAGGCUGGUCCUUUGCUUCACACACUUCUGCUUGCACCGCUUCCACAGUGGCAAAACCCUCCUCCUCUUGACAAUGAUAAUAACGAGGUCGAUGAUGUUAUUCCCACUUCUUUGAGUUUAGCAUUUCAUGGGAAUUCUCGAAUGUCUUCACCGUCUAUGGAUGUAAGUCCAGAUAUCAUGCACCGUAAUCAUAAUUUUUCUGGAAAGAAGAGAAGGCUUCUGUGAGGGUUGACUGCUGGCUCUGUUCCCCUCCCCUUGUAAUCUCUUGCCUAGCUCUUGUGUGUUUGUGUGUGUGUGUGUGUGUGUUUGUGUGCGUGCGUGCGUUUGUGUGUGUGUGUGUGUGUGUUUGUGUGUCUGUUUAUGUGCGUGAAUAAUGAUCAAAGUCUUUACUUUCCAUUGCUAAAGAACUGACGUAUCUAAUAAUUUUUCCAGAUUUUGGAUAUCUAUCUGUAUAUAUAUCGCUGCGGUUA
Messenger RNA from Prosopis cineraria, 1025 nucleotides. RefSeq lists its product as uncharacterized. The record is from RefSeq and is a predicted model, not a curated record. The coding region runs from base 106 to 780 and encodes 224 amino acids. NCBI's taxonomy places the organism in Eukaryota, Viridiplantae, Streptophyta, Magnoliopsida, Fabales, Fabaceae. The transcript is spliced from 2 exons.